Molecule: messenger RNA, 1722 nt
Organism: Thyridium curvatum
Lineage: Eukaryota; Fungi; Ascomycota; Sordariomycetes; Thyridiales; Thyridiaceae
Exons: 2
Coding region: 1-1722 (573 amino acids)
Biological process (GO): tRNA wobble base 5-methoxycarbonylmethyl-2-thiouridinylation
Cellular component (GO): nucleus; elongator holoenzyme complex; cytoplasm
Molecular function (GO): acyltransferase activity, transferring groups other than amino-acyl groups; iron-sulfur cluster binding
Source: RefSeq, a predicted model, not a curated record
AUGGCGACAACCACCGUAACGGCCACGAGCCGCAAGAAGGACGCCAACCUGCCUCCUGUCAACGAGCGCUUCCUGCGUUGCUGUGCAGAUAUCGCCAACGCCCUCAUAGAGGACUACGAAGCCUCAAGAGAUCCAAAGAAGCCCAAGAAGGACAUCAACCUCAACAGCUUGCGUGGCAGGCUGGCCAGGAAGCACAAGGUGCCCAGCCUGCCUCCGCUGACGGCCAUCAUUGCUGCCGUCCCGGAGCACUACAAGAAAUACAUAUUACCAAAGCUGGUCGCAAAGCCGAUUCGCACGUCUUCUGGCAUCGCCGUCGUGGCUGUCAUGUGCAAGCCCCAUCGAUGCCCCCAUAUCGCAUAUACUGGCAACAUCUGCGUCUACUGUCCCGGCGGCCCCGACUCCGAUUUCGAGUACAGCACACAGUCCUACACCGGAUAUGAGCCCACGUCGAUGCGCGCUAUCCGCGCGAGGUACGAUCCCUUCGAGCAGGCGAGAGGGCGAGUCGACCAGCUCAAGGCGCUGGGGCACUCGGUCGACAAGGUGGAAUACAUUAUCAUGGGUGGCACCUUCAUGUCGCUCUCGCCGUCCUACCGCGAGGAGUUCAUUUCUCAGCUGCACAAUGCGCUCAGCGGUUACCAAACAACAAACGUCGACGAGGCGGUUGAGGCCGGCGAGAUGAGCAAUAUCAAGUGCGUCGGCAUCACAAUCGAGACGCGGCCGGAUUACUGUCUCCAGCCACACCUCUCCGAUAUGCUGAGGUACGGGUGCACACGCUUGGAAGUCGGGGUUCAGUCUCUAUACGAAGAUGUCGCACGAGACUCAAAUAGAGGCCACACCGUCGCUGCGGUGGCCGAGACGUUUUGUCUCGCCAAGGAUGCCGGAUACAAGGUGGUCAGCCACAUGAUGCCGGACCUGCCAAAUGUGGGCAUGGAGAGGGACCUAGACCAGUUCAGGGAGUACUUUGAGAACCCUGCCUUCAGGACAGACGGCUUGAAGAUCUACCCGACACUGGUCAUCCGAGGCACCGGACUGUACGAACUGUGGAGGACUGGGCGGUACCAGAACUACACGCCCAACGGACUGAUCGACCUGGUCGCGCGCAUUCUGGCCCUCAUCCCGCCAUGGACGCGUAUCUACCGUGUCCAGCGCGAUAUCCCCAUGCCGCUCGUCACCUCGGGCGUCGAGAACGGCAACCUGCGCGAGCUGGCUCUCGCGCGCAUGAAGGACUUUGGCACCACGUGUCGCGACGUACGCACGCGCGAGGUGGGCGUCAACGAAGUCAAGCACAAGAUUCGGCCGAACCAGAUCGAGCUGAUCCGGCGGGACUACACCGCCAACGGCGGCUGGGAGACCUUCCUCGCCUACGAGGACCCCAAGCAGGACAUCCUCGUCGGCCUGCUGCGCCUGCGCAAGUGCACCGAGAAGUACACCUACCGCGAGGAGCUGGUCGGCCAGCCGACGAGCCUGGUGCGGGAGCUGCACGUCUACGGCACGGCGGUGCCCGUGCACGCGCGCGACCCCAAGAAGUUCCAGCACCAGGGCUUCGGGACCCUGCUGAUGGAGGAGGCGGAGCGCAUCGCGAGGGAGGAGCACGGCAGCGACAAGAUCAGCGUCAUCUCCGGGGUCGGCGUGCGGAGCUACUACCGCAAGCUCGGGUACUGGCUCGAUGGGCCCUACAUGAGCAAGUGGCUCGACGGGAGGCCUGGGCCUGAGGGCAUGUGA